AAACAAGCGCAGCCUUUUCUUCUGUGGUGGCAGCAAUGACAUCACACCUGCACUCCACGCGCCACACUGCCACCUACAGGCGGACAGGGAGACCAGUCAGGAAGUGGAGAGGACUUCAGUACGUUUGUUUACUGACCACAGCGUGAUAGGUGUCAUCUGUCUCUUGUCUUGUUUCGAUUGAUUGAAAUUCACCGCACUAUAAAUGGUAAAAUAGUGAAUUGAUUUGAAAAUGGACAGAGACAAGAGAGGAAGAGGAGGAGGAGGAAGAGGGAUGAGAAGAAAACAUGGUGGAGAGGACAGAGAUGUCCGCCUGUCUAAAUCCAUGUCCUAUGCUCUUCGCCAUGGAGCCAACAAGAUGGGUCUUCACAUGGGAACAGAUGGCUUUUUAUUUGUGGAAGAACUCCUGGCUCAUCCACAGUUCCACCCGUACUCGGUGGAAGACGUCGAGAAAGUCGUGGCCACAAAUGACAAGCAGCGCUUCAAACUACGCUCCCACCCAGAAGACGGACGCCUGCAGAUUCGAGCCAAUCAAGGCCAUUCAGUGCAGGUGGGGGAUUUGGAGCUGAAACCGGUCCUGACUGGUUCUCCCGAUUGUCCUGCUGAAGCCGUUCAUGGCUCUUACCUCAGCAAGUGGAGCUCAAUCCAGCAUCAGGGCCUAAGCCGCAUGAAAAGGACACACAUCCACCUGGCAUCAGGUCUCCCGGGGGAGGACGGCGUCAUCAGUGGCAUGAGAAAAGACUGCGAUCUUGCCGUGUUUAUCGAUGUCCCGAAGGCUCUCGCUGAUGGAAUUGAGUUCUUCAGGUCAGAGAACGAUGUGUUGCUGACCGCAGGUGAUGCAGAGGGAAAACUUCUCCCAAAAUACUUUAGCAGAGCCUUGAGACUGAGACCCACACGGAGCAUCCUGCCACUGCAGUAGCAGCAAGAGAUACUGAUUUGUCAUUGGUCGCAGGAGGGAUCACCUGACUGUCCCAGCAUCCCGUGGUUGGUUGAUGCUUAUCCCGGUUCCCUUGGUAACACUGUGUGAAUCACUAUGAGGUGAUUUUGGUCAGGAACAGGAGAGUUCACCCAGACUUUAUUCAAAAUGGGACUAAAUCGAAAAAAAUCCAAUCCGUGUGUGAUUAUUGAAAGACUCAGAAUGUCUGUGGAGAAGCACCUUUAUUGUUAUUAGCCAGUCAACGUCGAGUGGCGAGUACAGAGACUUUGUUUUCCUCUUCUGCACACACAGAUUACAACACAAUUUCACCACACACAGUGCCUGCUGGCAACAACAAGACAAGCUUUCAAACACAGAGACACUGGUGAAGACGUUGCAUGUGUGGUUUAGUCAUGUGACUAUGGGAUGGCAGAGGAUGCAAAAACUGGGGUUUUACUUGACAGUGUUUCUGUAAGAUAUGGACACACUCGCAGCAUGUGAGAGGAGAUAAUUGGUCCGAAGCUUUGUGUGUAACAAACAACAGACGUCGCUACCAUAUGUCACAGCUAUACGGAGUGAAGACAACAACAAGACGAUCAAGUGUUUAUUUUUAAUAAAUGUGUGUUUAUUUUUGUGUGAUAAA
Solea senegalensis (Senegalese sole) is the source of this 1556-nucleotide messenger RNA. RefSeq names its product tRNA phosphotransferase 1 (gene trpt1). Bases 230 to 916 code for a protein of 228 amino acids. The transcript has 7 exons. The record is from RefSeq and is a predicted model, not a curated record. NCBI's taxonomy places the organism in Eukaryota, Metazoa, Chordata, Actinopteri, Pleuronectiformes, Soleidae. Gene Ontology annotation, biological process: tRNA splicing, via endonucleolytic cleavage and ligation. Gene Ontology annotation, molecular function: tRNA 2'-phosphotransferase activity.